Molecule: messenger RNA, 2881 nt
Organism: Saccostrea cuccullata (small rock oyster)
Lineage: Eukaryota; Metazoa; Mollusca; Bivalvia; Ostreida; Ostreidae
Product: myogenesis-regulating glycosidase-like
Exons: 3
Coding region: 37-2085 (682 amino acids)
Biological process (GO): carbohydrate metabolic process
Molecular function (GO): hydrolase activity, hydrolyzing O-glycosyl compounds
Source: RefSeq, a predicted model, not a curated record
CUAGUGACGCAUUCAAAAUAAACAAAAUUCUAGAGAAUGAGGCAACUCAGAGGUAGAACGCUUCGGCUUCUUAAAAUAGGAUGUUUCUGUUUCAUAUUUAUGAUUGUCGUUUGGUACAUCGCCAUGACUUUAAAGAAAAGAGUUACCCCUAUGUAUGCUUCUGGUGUUGUUGAUACAACAGUUGGUCACAUUCGUUAUGACUUUUCCACGGGUAUGUUCUCGCUGAUAGAAAACGGUGAAACUUACGUUCAGGGUCUUUUAUCAGAAACAUUACGAUAUACAGCUGCCUUGGAGUGUCGACCAGACAGGAACAAUCCGAAUUACCUCUGUCUGAGAUGGCAUAGGUACACAGAUCUAGAGGUCAGAAAACUAAAAGGAAGUGAUCAAUGUCAUGAAAUAACUUGGAAGCCUUCCAGUCGAGACUUUCUUCCUCAAGACUGCAUUUCCUUACGAGGUGCCAUAUGGUAUGGGGGAGGUGAAAUGUAUGACCAGAAAUGGCCAUUGAGAGAUGUUUCCAUUCCUCUACAGCCAUACCUUCCCAAUGAUCUCAUGUAUAAAACAAAAUACAAUAAGCCAGCAGGAAACAUUUUUGGUAAUGUGAUAGAGAGAUUCUGGCUCAGUACUAAAGGUGUGGGAAUUGUGGUUGACAGUUCUGUCCCUUUGUUUGUCAGUAUGAACACCAGUAAUAGUAAUCUACUGUGCUUCACAACUAACUCGGAUCAUCCUCGGUAUCCAGCAGGACAAAGCCAUGUACUAAAAUACACCAUUUGUAAGAAGAAAAAUAUUAAGGAGGUUUAUGAAUUGAUGCAAAAGAGGCAUUUUGAGUCCCCUAAAGAUAAGCCAAGUCUAGAUUUAAUGCAGUUCCCAGUGUUGUCCACUAUACCAAGAUUUGAGAACAAUAUGACACAAGGAGUUUUGCUAAAGUUUGUAAAGAAAUUUAAAGAUGAUAUACAAAAAGCUUUGUCUAUUAAGAAGCUAUUUUUUGAAUUUGAUGGUCUCUUUUCCUCAAAAUUUGGUAACUUUGAUAUUGACUCUGGUUUAUUUCCUAAUGCACAUCAAGUCUGCACCACACUGAGGGAAUAUGGAUACCAAAUUCUUGUGUCUAUGACUCCUUUGAUAAGUAAAGAUUCCAAAAAUUUUGACACAAAAUCUGACUUUUUAGUACAAAAUUCAAACACAGAGCAACUAGCACUUGUGAAGUGGUAUUAUGGUAUGGUGGGCAUAGUUGAUGUUACAAACCCAGAAGCUGCUAGAUGGUUUCAUUCAAAGUUAUCAACAAUGAUGAAGGAAUACGGAAUAGACGGAUUAAAGUUAUAUGCUUGUGAAAGUAACUAUUUACCUCCAAACCACCUAAGUCAUGGAUCAUUAACAAAUCCUGGGUCUUACAUUACAAACUUACUUUCACUAGUUAGCAAUUUAGGACAAGAUAAACAACUUUUACAAGCAACCUGUGCUUAUAAGUCUCAGAAACAUUCCAUGUAUGUACAGCUAGGAAGGAAGGAAUCCAAGUGGGGAGAAGAUAAUGGUCUGCAAAGUGUGAUUCCUGCAGUUCUGACACUAGGAAUUCUGGGAUACCCAUUUGUGAUCCCUGAUGUGGUUGGGGGAAGUGGUUCACAUGGCAACACAACUUCUCCUCCAAAUCGAGAACUUUACAUCAGGUGGUUACAGAUAGCUACCUUUAUGCCCGUUCUUAAAUUUUCCUAUGUUCCAUGGGAUUAUGAUGAUAAAGUAGUAGACAUUGCUGUUAAACUGUUGAAACGAAGACAAGAAAUAAUGAGACUGCUUAUAAAUGCUGCAAAGGAGGCUGAAACAAAUGGCUCCCCAAUUAUUAGACCAUUGUGGUGGAUAGACCCCCUGGAUCCUUACGCUCUGACAGUUAAUUCAGAAUUUAUGUUGGGAAAUGACCUACUUGUAGCCCCAGUUGUUCACCCAGGGGUGACAAAGAUAGAUAUUUACCUACCUGAAGGUCACUGGAAGGAUAACCUUAAAGGUCAAGUGCACCAAGGUAAACACUGGCUGAGGGACUAUGAGGUCACUCUAGAACAGAUCCCGACCUUCAGUAAGCACAAAUUCCUCGCCAAAUGAAGAACGUCUUACUGUUGUCUUUGAAACAUGUUACUUACAACUCAGGUAUUUGAAAGCUGCGAACAAGUUAACCAUAAUGGGAAGAGUGAAUUGAGUUUUGUGUGAAAGUAAAGAAUGUAAUUUUAUCACUCUGUUAGUUUACAUAGCAUGAAAGUUGUCAAUAUUUUGUAAGUUGGCUUUAUUUGCAUUUUUUAAAAUUUAAAUUACUUAGAUAUUUAAAAAUACAUCAAUUUCAGUUGAAUAAAGUUUUACUGUAGAUCACUAAAUUUUUGCAACAUCUUAUUUUCGUGAGCUAGUCAUUUAAUCUUUAUUAGGGAGACAUAUGGGAAUGAAAUUUUCGUGAGCACAUUAACUUUAUGACACCAAAAUAAAUUUCUCAUGAAUAAAAAGUGAUUUACAGUAUAUGAUAAAUAACUACAAAAAAAAGUGCAGGUCCCCUAACUCCCCAGCUUUUUAUGACAUCAGAAAUAAUUAAACAGUUGUACAUGUCAGAAUAAAAAAAUCACUCAUGGUUUGGUUAAGAAAUGUUAUUUAAUUUGUCUUAAACAGUGUUCAAAUAAUUUUAAUCUUAAAAUUUCCAUAUAUAAAGUUACAUUUAAAAGUAUGUAUGAAUAUUGAAUAUAGGGAUGAACAUUUUAGCUGGGCUCAUUGCUCGAAGAGCAUCAGUUAGCUUUAAUCUCAUUGUUCAAUCAUAUAUUCUGACCUUUUACACCCAAAUUAGAAUUAUUCUCAGGCAAAAUGUAGCACUGGUACCUACUCUUAGCCAUUGUUAAAUCAACACUAUCACUUAAACAAA